Theobroma cacao (cacao) is the source of this 1051-nucleotide messenger RNA. RefSeq names its product NAC domain containing protein 57 (gene NAC057). The record is from RefSeq and is a predicted model, not a curated record. Gene Ontology annotation, biological process: regulation of DNA-templated transcription. Gene Ontology annotation, molecular function: DNA binding. NCBI's taxonomy places the organism in Eukaryota, Viridiplantae, Streptophyta, Magnoliopsida, Malvales, Malvaceae.
CUUUGCAAAGAAGAGUGGUGCAUAGUGCGAUCUAGAGGGUGAGGAAAUGGCACCGGUGGGAUUACCUCCUGGUUUCAGGUUUCAUCCAACUGAUGAAGAGCUCGUGAAUUACUAUCUCAAAAGGAAAAUAAAUGGGCAAGAAAUUGAACUCGACAUUAUUCCCGAGGUUGAUCUCUACAAAUGUGAACCAUGGGACUUAUCAGAAAAAUCGUUUUUGCCAAGUAGAGACCCGGAGUGGUACUUCUUUGGACCCCGAGAUCGGAAGUACCCAAACGGAUUCAGAACAAACAGAGCGACUAGGGCAGGAUAUUGGAAAUCUACUGGGAAGGACAGGAGAGUUACUUGUCAAAAUCGAGCCAUUGGAAUGAAGAAGACGCUGGUCUACUACCGAGGCCGUGCCCCUCAGGGAGUAAGGACGGACUGGGUAAUGCAUGAAUAUCGCCUUGAUGAUAAGGAGUGCGAGGACACCUGUGGAAUUCAGGUAGAUUCUUAUGCACUAUGUCGCGUGUUCAAGAAAAAUGGCAUCUGCUCAGAAGCAGAAGAGCAAGGGCAGUGUAGUAUAUCACUGAUGGAGUGCUCGCAAGGUGUUGUCAAUGAUUCUGAAACCAUGUCACCAGACCUUCCCUUAGCCUCACCUUCGGGCAUUGAAGAGGAAGAUAAAGAUGACUCAUGGAUGCAGUUUAUCACCGAUGAUGCAUGGUGCUCUUCUAACACUAGUGCUAUGGCUGGGGAUGAAGCAUCUAAUGUGGUAUUUACCAACUAAAGAGCUAAGAGUUACAUAAAAAACAUUCAAAAAUCUUACAGGUGGUGAAUAACAUAAAGUUAAUUGGCUGAGUUUCUUAAAAUAAGACGCAACAUUUACAAAAUAUUUGUAAAAUCUCAAUCGUUAUCUCUGAUUGGAUGUAUUGUUUUGUUACGGUUUGGUUGUUGGCUUUCCAUGGAGCCAGUCUAUCAUGUGGCUCUAUGGAUUUUCUUUUGACCUUUUUCUUGGAGGGUGAUCAUUUGGGGCGUCACUUGUGGAACAAUAACAAGAAAUCAAAUAUUAGCACUA